AUGUCACUCGUGUUGCCAGAGAAAUUCCAGCACAUUCUUCGUGUUAUGAACACGAACAUCGAUGGCAGGAGGAAAAUAUCCUUUGCCAUUACCUCCAUUCGGGGUGUGGGUCGCAGGUUCGCUACAGUUGUAUGCAAGAAGGCCAAUGUUGAUAUUCGCAAGAGGGCAGGUGAACUGAGUGAGGAAGAGGUUGAACGCAUCGUGACAGUGAUGACCAACCCUCGCCAGUACAAGAUUCCCGACUGGUUUCUCAAUAGACAGAAGGAUAUCAAGGAUGGCCGCUUCACCCAGGUGCUCAGUAACGGACUGGACAACAAGCUGCGUGAGGAUCUGGAGCGCCUGAAGAAGAUUCGUGCUCACAGGGGUCUGAGACACUACUGGGGCCUCCGUGUCAGAGGUCAGCAUACAAAGACCACCGGCAGGAGAGGAAGAACUGUUGGUGUAGCCAAGAAGAAGUAA
Messenger RNA from Candidula unifasciata, 459 nucleotides. The record is from the annotation of a GenBank genome assembly. NCBI's taxonomy places the organism in Eukaryota, Metazoa, Mollusca, Gastropoda, Stylommatophora, Geomitridae.